AUGUCAUCCUUUCCUAUCUCUGUACCGUACUCAAGUGCAGGAUAUGAAUUCAGUCUUGGCCACACCAAAGUUGUCAACUCAGCAAAUCAACUAAUCUUUAUAUUUGUGGCCUUGCUGGCAUGCCUGCAACUGGGGUCUGCCUACAGACUGGCCUGUUACUUCGCAAACUGGGCCCAGUACAGACCGGGAAUAGCAAAGUAUACCCCAGAUGAUGUGGACCCUUGCAUGUGCACUCACCUGAUCUAUGCUUUUGCUGUUAUAAACAACAAUAAAAUUGUUACCUUUGAAUGGAAUGAUGUGACUCUCUACAAAUCAUUUAAUGCGCUGAAAACCAGGAAUGUAAACCUUAAAACUCUUCUCUCUGUUGGAGGCUGGAACUUUGGAACUCAAAAAUUUAGUGCUAUGGUUUCCACAGCUGCAAAUCGGCAAACGUUCAUAAAAUCAGCUAUCAGCUUCCUGCGUAAGUAUGGGUUUGAUGGUUUGGACAUAGACUGGGAGUAUCCUGGGUCAAGAGGAAGCCCAGCACAAGACAAGCAUCUCUUCACGGUCUUAACACAGGAACUGCUAGCAGCUUUUGAAGCAGAAGGGAAAAGUACUGGGAGACCACGACUGUUACUUUCAGCUGCGGUGGCAGCUGGAAGACCUACGAUUGAAACUGCCUAUGAGAUUCCUCAGCUGGGACAAACCCUAGACUUUUUCAAUGUGAUGACGUAUGAUUUCUAUGGACCUUGGAAUAGCUUCACUGGAGAAAAUAGUCCUCUUUAUGCUCUCCCUUCUGCUCAAGGCGGUAAUAAAUACUUCAAUAUGGCCUAUACCAUUAACUACUGGAAGGAUAAUGGAGCUCCCGCAGAGAAACUGAAUGUUGGUUUCGCAGCUUAUGGUCACUCAUUCAGACUGAGUACAUCGAGCACUGCUGUCGGUGCCCCAGCCAGUGGUGCUGGACCAGCUGGGCAUUAUACACAACAAUCCGGUUUUCUGGCUUACUUUGAGAUCUGCCUCUUCUUAAAGGCUGCCACAGAAAAAUGGGAUUCUUCACAGAUGGUUCCUUAUGCCUAUAAAGGAAAUGAAUGGGUUGGAUAUGAUGACCCACAAAGUUAUGAAGACAAGAUCAAAUGGCUGAAGGAAAACAAAAUUGGGGGAGCAAUGGUAUGGACUCUUUCGCUGGACGACUUCAGUGGCACUUUCUGCCACCAGGGACAUUAUCCUCUCAUCAGUAAAUUACACAAUGGUCUUGGAAUCAAUCCAGAAUGUGCGGCUUCCCCUCUUCCUAGCACUGCUGUUCCUCCUCAUCCCAACACUAAUGCUCCUUCUGGGGGUAACUCAAAAUUUUGCUCUGGCAAAUCCAAUGGUUUUUAUCCUGACAACAAAAAUAAGAACAUCUAUUAUGAAUGCGUUAAUGGAGUGACCUACGUGAAUAACUGUGCAACUGGAUUAGUCUUCGAUCCCUCCUGUGAUUGCUGCAACUGGCCUUGAAAUAAAGCAGCCUGAAUAGGUUCGCAGCAAUGGAUGUCUAACUGACCUGCAGUUUGAUCAAUGAAAAUAUCACCUCUUGGAGCAAAUUUACAACAAACAUCAACAAAGAAUUUUGUUAUGUUAACAUAAUAAUUGAAAAAGAUAAAUAAAAUAACUUGCAAAUCUA
Rhincodon typus (whale shark) is the source of this 1639-nucleotide messenger RNA. RefSeq names its product acidic mammalian chitinase-like. Bases 1 to 1473 code for a protein of 490 amino acids. Gene Ontology annotation, cellular component: extracellular region. Gene Ontology annotation, molecular function: chitinase activity; chitin binding. Gene Ontology annotation, biological process: chitin catabolic process; carbohydrate metabolic process. The transcript is spliced from 12 exons. NCBI's taxonomy places the organism in Eukaryota, Metazoa, Chordata, Chondrichthyes, Orectolobiformes, Rhincodontidae. The record is from RefSeq and is a predicted model, not a curated record.